Zophobas morio is the source of this 3597-nucleotide messenger RNA. Its product is annotated as transducin-like enhancer protein 4. Gene Ontology annotation, cellular component: transcription regulator complex; nucleus. The record is from RefSeq and is a predicted model, not a curated record. Lineage: Eukaryota; Metazoa; Arthropoda; Insecta; Coleoptera; Tenebrionidae. Gene Ontology annotation, molecular function: protein binding; transcription corepressor activity. The coding region runs from base 353 to 2644 and encodes 763 amino acids. Gene Ontology annotation, biological process: negative regulation of canonical Wnt signaling pathway; regulation of DNA-templated transcription. The transcript is spliced from 13 exons.
CUUCGUUAGCGCGACGGCCCGACGACCGGCCGAGGGACCCUUCACAUAUAAUAUAAUUAUAAAUAUUCGCGAGCCCUCCUUUUUUCCCCGACUGUACGCUGCCGGUGUUCGGGGUUGUAGGCUUUUUGUAGGGAGCGUGGGGUGUGUGUUAGCGGUUUUGGGCGCCGUUCCGGUGGCGGUGGUGGGGAGAACCGCUGCCAGUCGCUUGCGAACCGUGCUAGAGAGUGGACGUGUUUGAGUGUGCUCGAAUGCGCUACGUCAGUGGCCAGUGCUCGUGAGUGUGCUAGUGUGCAGUGCCCCUUAGGAUUACGCGCCCCGGUGCAUAGUGACCAUAAUGUGUUGCUGACGUAAGAUGUACCCGAGUGCAGGAAUGAACGCGGCGGCAGCAGCAGCAGUCGCGGCCGCGCGCCAUCCGGGUCCCCCGCAACCUGGACAGCCUUUCAAAUUCACAGUGGGCGAAUCGUGUGACAGGAUCAAGGAAGAGUUCAACUUUCUGCAGGCGCAGUACCACAACUUGAAGCUAGAAUGCGAAAAAUUGGCCAGCGAGAAAAUCGAAAUCCAGAGGCAUUACGUGAUGUACUACGAGAUGUCGUACGGCUUGAACGUCGAAAUGCAUAAACAGACUGAAAUCGCGAAGAGACUGAACGCCAUCAUUGCACAAAUACUCCCUUUCUUGUCACAAGAGCAUCAGCAGCAAGUCGCGACGGCUGUUGAAAGAGCUAAACAAGUUACCAUGACAGAACUCAAUGCCAUAAUCGGACAACAGAGGCCGGACCUCCCCCGUCUGCUGCAGCAGAUGCACGCUCAGCAGCUGCCCGCCCACGCCGCCCCCCCGAUCCCGAUGAUGCCUCACCCCGGGCUGGCGGGGGCGCCCCCCAGCACGGCGGCCAGCCUCCUGGGGCUCAGCGGGGCCCUCGGCGCCCCCGGCCAGCACCCGCUGUCGAUCUUGGCCUCGAAGCCCGACCUACAUCGGCCCGAUGACGUAAAAUCGAACAGCGGUAUCAACUCCGCAGAAGAGCGUCACAGAAACUCGAUAUCUCCCGCCGAGCGGGAAAAAUACAGACCUCGAACGCCUCAAGAAUCUGAACACAAGAAACCGAAGAAAGAGGAGAAAGACAUGGGGCACGUAAGUAUUAAACACAGCGACGGCGAGAAAAGCGACCAGGACUUGGUGGUAGAUGACGCCUCUGAGGACCCCGUGUCGCCCCCCAACGGUACCACUUCCCCCCGUGAGAACGGUAUCGACAAACUCGUCCCCAAGAAGGAGCACCCGGGCCCGCACAGCCCCCGCUCCGGCACCUCCAGCAACGCCUCCACCCCCUCGACGAAGAAGCUCGACGGUGACAAGCCCUCGACCCCCAUCUCCAAAUCGGUGACCCCGACCUCGGCCGCCGGCUCGUCGUCCGGAACCAGCGGCCUCAAGCCCGUGGUCAAGCCCCCAGCUCUCGGACAGUAUCCCCCGUAUCUGGCCGGGAUGUCCAAUGGGGCCCCUCACGAUCUGCAAGCAGCUGCGGCGGCCGGCGCCUAUGGUGGCCUGCACAACAACCUCCCACCUGCGUUGAAUAAUUACCCCAGGCCGCCUCUGCAAGUGGGCUACGAUCCGCAUUCGCAAAUGAGGGCGCCCGUGGUACCGGGGCUCGGGGGGAUACCAGGUGGUAAACCCGCUUACUCAUUCCACGUUAGUGCCGACGGACAGAUGCAGCCGGUCCCGUUCCCGCCGGACGCUCUCAUAGGGCCGGGAAUUCCCAGGCACGCCAGGCAAAUAAACACCCUAAGUCAUGGCGAAGUGGUUUGUGCAGUGACAAUAUCAAACCCCACGAAAUAUGUUUAUACGGGUGGCAAGGGAUGCGUCAAAGUUUGGGACAUCAGCCAGCCAGGGUCCAAGAGUCCUGUAUCCCAAUUAGAUUGUUUGCAACGUGACAACUACAUCCGUUCCGUGAAGCUCCUCCCCGACGGCCGGACCCUCAUCGUGGGCGGCGAGGCCAGCAACCUCUCCAUCUGGGACCUGGCCAGCCCGACGCCGCGCAUCAAGGCCGAGCUCACCUCCAGCGCGCCCGCCUGCUACGCCCUGGCCAUCAGCCCCGACUCCAAAGUGUGCUUCAGCUGCUGCUCGGACGGCAACAUCGCCGUCUGGGACCUGCACAACCAGACCCUAGUGCGGCAGUUCCAGGGCCACACCGACGGCGCGUCGUGCAUAGACAUCUCCGCCGACGGCACCAAGCUCUGGACUGGCGGUCUGGACAACACCGUCCGGAGCUGGGACCUGCGGGAGGGCCGCCAGCUCCAGCAGCACGACUUCAGCUCGCAGAUUUUCUCGCUGGGGUACUGCCCCACGGGCGAGUGGCUGGCCGUCGGCAUGGAGAACUCGAAUGUGGAAGUGCUGCACGCCACCAAACCGGACAAAUACCAGUUGCAUUUGCACGAGAGUUGUGUGUUGAGUUUGAGAUUCGCCGCUUGCGGAAAGUGGUUCGUUUCCACGGGGAAGGAUAAUCUGCUGAAUGCGUGGAGAACGCCGUAUGGGGCUAGUAUAUUCCAGUCGAAGGAAUCCUCAAGUGUGUUGAGUUGUGACAUUUCCACCGACGACAAGUAUAUAGUGACGGGGUCGGGCGACAAGAAGGCGACAGUGUACGAAGUUAUCUACUGAACUAAGUACCGGCGGGAUAGUUUAUAUUUCAGUGAAAGACACUGACCGUAGUUUAAAUUGAAGAAAAAUUGUGAUAAUUACGUGUAAUAAAAACUGCGAACUGUCACAGCAAGAUAGUGAUCUGAUGUGAAAUAUUAGAUUUUAAUAUUAGAUUCAGUGAUCUCCAUGACAAUUAAGAAAAACCAUGCUUCAUCUUAUAAUUUAAGAUACAUGUAAAUAAUUAUUCCCUAUAAUUUCCAGCUACCUUGUUAAAUUGAAGUGUUGUUAAGUCGACAUAAUACUUAAUUUUUUAUAAUUUGUGAACGAUUCCGUUAUGACCAUAUUGUAAAUAGCACUUAAGAGCAUUGUGCACAUUGUUUUUAUUUGUUAUUUAAUAUGUAGCAAGAAGCAUGACUUGAAAAUGCAAACGAAACAUGAACACAAAUGUAUAUUAUCUAUAUAUUUGUAAUUAAUCCUAGUAUCGAUAAUAAAAUUUAAAAAGUAUCUCAGUGUUGCCUACACAAAUUUGCUCCAAUUUUGCAUGUGCAAAAGUUAUAGUACCUUUGUGUAAAUUAAUGUGUUUCGGUUCGUUUAGAUAGCGUUUAAUACAUCUAAAUUUAUGUUAGAGAUUUUGUAGAUAAUCGGAAGUUUAUAUUAUUGUUUUUUAUUUUUUAAUAUUUAACUUGCAAUUGUUUAAUACAGAUCUUAAUUUUUAAUAUCUAGAUACGAAACGACUAGGUAAUGCUUUACCUUCUAAACAAAUACGUUGUUCAGUGGCGUGUACAAGAUAACAUCUUCAGGUUAACGUGUUGUGUUAUUAUGUACACGUCAAUUCAUGCUGUGUUCAUUUACUAUACAAACUUACAAUAGACCAAGUACAUGAACUCUUCAUACCUCAACACAAGCAAACAAUAGCCCAAACGAAUGUAUUUUAUCAUACAACUGAAAAUAAAACUUAUGUUACUUGCAUUUUA